Molecule: messenger RNA, 1037 nt
Organism: Pyricularia oryzae 70-15
Lineage: Eukaryota; Fungi; Ascomycota; Sordariomycetes; Magnaporthales; Pyriculariaceae
Exons: 2
Coding region: 212-481 (89 amino acids)
Source: RefSeq, a predicted model, not a curated record
AAAAAAAAAAAAAAAAAGGUAUAUAAUGAGUUCGACGAAAAGCAAACAGUCGAUCGUCAAGGACAAGCAACACAGAUUCCAAACAUCAGAAGCCUAGCAAGACGAUAAACCUCGGUCACCAACUUGAAUAUAAUUCUCAUACUUCUAUUAAUUAUAUACACACUUGAAAAAACAAAGCCACCGAAACAAACGGCCAGAAAAGUCCUGCAAAAUGAUCGAGGCACUAGUCGUUUGCUUGCUCUUUAUCAUCGCCGUGGCGACCCUCUACUAUGCCUACGAGCAAGGUCAUCUGGACCCUUAUAUCGAGCAGGUUGGCACAUACUUGUUCAAGGCAAAGGCAAUGGCAGAGAAGAAAAGGCUACAAGCACAGGGUAUGAAGGCGGGGCAGGACUUUGUCGACUCUCAGCUGGCCGGGGCGCAGCAGGCCGACCAGGUCAAAGCAGGUGUGGGCGCCAUCGGUGGCCUCAAAAAGGGCUUUUAAAGGCAAGAAAACAAAAACAAAAAGAUAAAGCAUAAAACCCGCAAAGAAAAGAGGGGAAAAAAGAAUUAUGCCGAUGGUCUGUAAAACGAAAGCCAUUGUAGUGGUGGCAAAGACACACAGACUUAACACGACGCCACAACGAUCAAAGAGGUCAUCACACGCGGCAGGUUCAGAGUAGCGCAAAACAGUUGAGGCGCGGAGUCGGUCGGGACUGGCUGAGCGACCGGUGCCAACCCGACUCACGGGAACGGGUGCUUUGUUGGAGGUUGUACAGAAGAGGCAGGGACGGAUGAACCUACCUUCAGGGUUCGGUCGGAUUUUUGCAUCGAAUAAGUGUUUAAUGUCGGAUGAUCAUGAAUCGGGGAGGGAGGUAUUCUGGUUGUUUUUCUAUGUAAUUUUAUUCAUGCAGCAUCAAUGGGGCGUGAUAACGGGGACAGGAGAAUUCUUUUUGUUAAUCGCCCGCCCGAGAGGCAUGUUGCUUCCGCCUUCCCCGUGCAGAAACACACGUGCGAAUUAAACCAAGGGAUAUGAAUUAGUACGGUCCCGUAAAACUCGA